GAAACCGAAACGAAACGUCAACCAACAAAGACCGAAACCAAAUUCCUGUACCGUGUGCAGUUUUAUCAUUUUUGUUAUUGUAAAUAAUGGAUUUUGUUCCGUUUUAAAUCGCAUUUGCAAAGUUCCAGUUUGGUUCCUAUGGAAUGAUGUGACUAGUUGUAGGACAGUAGGUGAAAAGUGUCUUGGGUUCUGUGCAGUCUUUUCUAUCUUCAAACAGUUUGACGAAAAAGAAUUUUUGUUUUCGGUUUGUGUGUAUCGUUUGUUAUCGCACCACCAAACCAUCCGGUACACACGGUCGAUCUUCAGCAGCGGGUUUUCGGCGACCAGUUCCUAUGGCAUCUCACAGGGAAAGCAUAAGUAAUAUUCUGCCACCGUUUGUGACCGAAAUCGACAUCAACGAAAUAGAAACUAUCGGGACCGUGGGAAAGGGAACGUUCGGAACCGUGAUCAAGGCGAAGUGGCAGAACAAUUACGUCGCCGUUAAGUUUAUCGAGCUUGAGUCCGAGCGGAAUGCAUUUAUCACCGAGGUUUGUCAGCUGUCGAGAGUGGCCCAUCCGAAUAUCAUCGGACUGUACGGAGCAUGCACCAAGCGGCCAAACGUGUGCCUUGUGAUGGAGUAUGCCGAUGGGGGCUCGCUCCAUUCGGCGCUGCAUUGCAGACCGAAACCGUUCUAUACGGCGGCUCACGCGAUGAGCUGGGCGAGACAGUGUGCGGAGGGUGUUGCAUAUCUGCAUGACAUGACGCCAAAGCCAAUGAUCCACAGAGAUCUGAAGCCCCCGAAUCUGCUGCUGGUUAACAACGGAACGGUGCUCAAAAUCUGUGACUUCGGCACCGUCACGGAUAAGUCCACCCGGAUGACCAACAACAAGGGCAGUGCCGCCUGGAUGGCCCCGGAAGUGUUCGAGGGAUCAACGUACACGGAGAAGUGCGACGUCUUCAGCUGGGGUAUUAUUCUGUGGGAGGUGAUAGCCCGCGAGCAGCCGUUUAAAAAUGUGGAAAAUUCGUACGCAAUUAUGUGGAAGAUGCAUCAGGGGCGCAGGCCCACGCUCAUCGACGAUUGUCCCAAACCGAUCGAACAGCUGAUGAUUAGCUGCUGGAAUCAGAUUCCGGCGGAGAGGCCGGCGAUGCAGGAGGUGGUGGAAAGGAUGAAUCAGCUGUGUAAGCUGUUUCCCGGCGAGAAUGAACCGAUCGUUUAUCCGGUGGAGUUGGACGAGGAUAAUGAGCAAAGCUCCUACGAGAGCACCCUGGACUCGAACCAAUGCGGCAGCUCAAUAUUCAACUCUAACAUUUCUAGCAAGGGACGCCACAGCACGGUAAUGUCGAACAACACAACCAACAGCACACCGAUGGCGAGCGCCAGCAAUGCCUUCCCGCGUCUAAACACACUCCGUUCCAACGUCGUCACCUCGCCUGCUGCGAACCAUCGGUCCACCAGUAUCGGCCGCAAUGCUUACAGCAGAGGCUCCGAUUAUGGGCGCUAUCAGAUUAGAAACGAUACCACCGCCGGGGGUGUUGGUUCGCAUUACGCUAGAAAUAUUCGACCUGCUCCGGCCGCCCCACUGCAUGGGAACUACGAGCUCGGGGUAAGGAAUGCGGCCCUCCGGAAGUAUAGAGCCAAAUCGCCUCCGCCGCCACUGCAGCAGCAGGAGUCUUCGCUUGGAUUGAUUAAACCGGCUCCUAUUGCUAAAUUUAGUCAUAAUAAUGCUAGUCAUUUGCAAAGUCCCCUCAGCUUGGAGAUCGAUCAGUCCAUGACCUGGAAGACCGUUGACAGCGGAGAGCCUUUAUCGGACCUGGUGGAUAGUUCAUCGAACAACCAAGGAACUGAGAGACUGGUUGUGACCAGAAGAAACAAUGGACCAAUGGAUAACAGCCUACCGUGUGCAGCAGCUCCUUCCGGGGGAGUUACAUCCGGAAAGCUGAGCUCGAGCUCAGCCAACUUCAACACUAGUCAUCACAUCACUUCGACGAGCACGUCAGGAGGACACCCCACGCCUGCCGAUGCUGCUGUCAGCAGUGGCAACACAAAGACUGUUACUUCAACCAGCACAACCACCACCACGAUGGAUGCUGCCCUCGACUAUAAAUCUCUGGACAGUAUUUUGGACGAUAAUUUGCGGCCACUCACACCCCUGCCCGGCAAUCCCCGGUCCGAGCAGAUUCACAAUGAGCACAAGCAGCUUGUGCAGGAGUAUUGGGAGAUCCAAACACAAAUAGUUACCAACCAAGCUCAUCGUGACAGUCUGCAGAUGAACAUGUCGACGGAGGAACUGAGGUUAAAGAAGGAGUACUUGAAGAAGCUCGAAGAAAAAGAAGCCCUGCUCAAAUUUAAGGCCAACCUCCAGAAGCAACUGGACGAACGGAAGCGAGCGGCCUGCGGCGGUCAGCUGCACGUCCCCGGAUCGUCCCAGCAUCAACAGAACCAGUUGCAGCAAUCCACACCGGCACCGCUUACCAGCCUCACCCGACAGGAUUCAACAUCCGAAGCGGGUUGGGUGAUAAUAACCCCGGAGGAGGGUGCCACCGGGAACAAUCCAAGCUGAAACGUUUGAGUUGUUCCCCGACAAUAGAUUUUGUGAUAACAACACGACCACGGAGACAGUAUUUCGCUGUGCUGUGGAAUCCAAGUGCCAUAGCGGAUCGCAUAUCCGUGUCUGCCCUCCGUCGAGGUGCAGUGGGUACUCAAGCCCAAGUGAUGAUGUGUUUCUUUCAAACACGCAGCAUAUUUUUUCCCCCGAUGCAUCGUAGGUUACACCGAAUCAGAUCACGUAGAAUUGUUGUAUUGUUUUUGUAUAUAGGUAUGUAGGGUUAAGUAUAUACGAUUUAUUUUCAUCGGAAUUGUGGUGCAAUAAAGAUUUUAUUACACUCCCAUUAUUUA
Messenger RNA from Toxorhynchites rutilus septentrionalis, 2875 nucleotides. It is a transcript of the gene Tak1, whose product is annotated as mitogen-activated protein kinase kinase kinase 7. NCBI's taxonomy places the organism in Eukaryota, Metazoa, Arthropoda, Insecta, Diptera, Culicidae. The record is from RefSeq and is a predicted model, not a curated record. Gene Ontology annotation, biological process: protein phosphorylation; JNK cascade; positive regulation of canonical NF-kappaB signal transduction. Gene Ontology annotation, molecular function: magnesium ion binding; MAP kinase kinase kinase activity; ATP binding. The transcript has 8 exons. The coding region runs from base 333 to 2540 and encodes 735 amino acids.